UUAAUGGUUCUAACCUUAUCCACUCCUUUAGAGAAAAUCCAAAAGAUCAAUGUUCCAUGCAUUGAAGAAAUAGGAUACCUUACCAAAGAUUUAUUUGUCUUUGGUUUAGACAUUGCUAGACAUAAAUUCUGUCAUCAAGUUAAAGAUGUUAUUGUUAUCAUAAUGGAAAUUGUCAAAUUGAAAAAGGCUUGUUCAUCAUCUAAUAGCUAAGCUAUAUUGGAAGAACAUAAUCAAACUUUGACAUGUCUAUAAAAUUCACUUGAUAUUGCUGAAGAUGCUCAUCAUGCAUAUAAUGCUUUUAUUCAAAAUGGAAUCACUGAUGAAUUCAUUGACUAGACAACUUCUAUUUAAUAAAAACUAGUCUCCACUUUGAGUAGAUGUAGUGCCAAGGCAAAAUUACUUGAAGACAUCUUCCCUGCUCAUUGUAUAACAGUCAUGAAUGAUAUGGCCAGAAAUGCUUUAUCUAUUAAAGAACAAAGACAUCAACCUUGGAAAAUACUUGAAGGAUUAGUUUCAAUUGGUGAAAAUUAUCAAGGUGCCAAACAACAUUGUCCAUUUAUGAAAUGAAC
This is a messenger RNA of Paramecium pentaurelia, 569 nucleotides long. The record is from the annotation of a GenBank genome assembly. Lineage: Eukaryota; Ciliophora; Oligohymenophorea; Peniculida; Parameciidae.